Messenger RNA from Hyposmocoma kahamanoa, 2308 nucleotides. RefSeq names its product HEAT repeat-containing protein 3. Gene Ontology annotation, biological process: protein import into nucleus; ribosomal large subunit biogenesis. The transcript has 8 exons. The record is from RefSeq and is a predicted model, not a curated record. Lineage: Eukaryota; Metazoa; Arthropoda; Insecta; Lepidoptera; Cosmopterigidae. The coding region runs from base 139 to 2061 and encodes 640 amino acids.
UACUCGCGCAAGCCAUUACACUUAAAAAAAAUUGACAAUGACAGUGACAUUGACAUUUAUUGCUUGCUUAUUUGUGCUGGAAGGUGUGCAUGGAAUUUUUAGGUUAACAAUCGACUUAUUAAAUAAAUUUUCAUAAAAAUGGGGAAAAUCAGAAAGCUGAGACCUUCUAAACACAAAAAGGGAGGAGCUGAUAGUUCGGAUGAAGAAGAGCAAGUUCCGAUAGAUUCGAAAGAGAACGCAAUUCAAACUAUCUUAGACCAGUUACAGGCGGCGAAUGUGGAAGAAAAAUAUUGCGGUUUACAAACGUUUGCAAUGUUGAUAGAGAAUCCAGAGAACGUCGAACAAGUUUUAAGUCAAGGCAUAGUGAAGAGCGUAGCUCCGUUGCUCUUGGAUCCUGCUGGUUCAGUCAGAAAUGCAGCUGCAGGGGCUCUAAGAAACUUGUCUACUACGAAAUUGGAGACCUGUGAAGCUUUGAUGGAACAGGAUGUGAUGACGCCGCUCGUUAUGUAUUUCCAUGAGCUUGCAGAAACUUGGACCCCAGAUCCUAAUUCUAAGUUCAAAGAUGAGGAUGCUGAAACUUUUGUUCAGAAUGUACAUUUGCUUUUGAAUUUAUGUGAGAGCUCAGAGCUGGCCAUCAAGUACCUUGGACAAUCAAGAAUAUUAGACAUCCUAUGUCGCUACUUGGCUAUAUCAGUUUUCAGCACAGAUAUAGUUACAGCAGUUUUGCAAUGUCUAUUUGUAGUAGUUGAAGAUAACCCAGUGGCUAUAGAAAAGAUAAAAACUAAUGCUAAAAGCCAAUUGCAAGACUUACUGACUUUGGAAGGAGAUAGUUAUUCUGUCUUGUUAAUAAAGACUUUAGCUGCAGGAGUAAUUGUAAACGCAUGUGGUGGAAAUUUAACAUCAUUGCCGGCAAAUGUUAUAGUUCAAGUCAUAUUGAUACUUGCUCAUACAUUGUCUGUGGAUCACAGACAAGCAUGUAAUCAGUUGUCGAGUAGUGUCCCAUUAGCAGAUGGAGCUGGCAAAGUGAUUGCACCUAAAGGAAAGGAAGCUCAAGUUUUAGAUACACAGCUGAAGUCAGUUUCACAACUGUUAGACGCUCAGCAGAGUUCUAUUGAGAUUAUUGCUAAUAUUUGUUCUUGUGAGGAUGAUGAAACUUCAGACAACAGUGGAGAAUCUUCUGACAGUGACGAGUUGGGUGAUGAAGAUCUUAGCAAUGGUGAAAUAACAAACCUAGCUGAAGACAGAAUCCCACCAGAAGUUAUGGAAGCAGUUAUAUCCUUAGAAGUAUUUGAUAAAAUCUGGGCUAAGACACAGUUGCCUGCUGAAAAUGUCAUGUUGAUACUGAAGGAGUAUGAAGGAUCUAAAUCCGUUUUUAAAAAACUUUACAAUCUACAAUCAGGAGCACUACUUUGCAUUAACAACAUGAUAUCAACUCUACCUAUAGAAAACCUAGGUGGAGUCAAUGGUGUGUAUAAGAUAUGGGUAGAUGCUGGAAAGUUAGUAUUCAAACAGAGUGCUGAAAACUUGACACUUUUGGAAUCUGCCACUGCAGUAAUGAGGGCUGCUCUUGACAAAAUAAAAUUCAGAGAAAAUGGGAAUUAUAGUAGACUUGACUUGUUUAAAGAGUUGGCUUUGUCUGAUAUCGAGAUGAUGUUGACAGGAAUCAGAGAAUGCGAAGUGCCCGAGAUAAGAUCAAACCUUAUUCGUAUGAUUGGCAUACUAGCCUUACUACUUGUGAACAAUUUAAACGAAGCCACUUCGAACGUGAUUUGUGCCAUAACCGAAUUUAUAUUAGAACAGGCACACAAAGAGAAUGAGGUGUGGGUAUUGGCGGAAGCUGUAGAUACACUAGUUGAUCUGUAUUCAGAAGAUGAAACUGAUGCUUUAGCAGCUAAGGUGAAGUUAGUUGACAAAUUGGCUGUUUUCGUGCCUAUUCUGAAGAAUAAGGCAAGGCAACAAAAAAGACUUCCAAAAGCCUACAAAGCUCUGGUUACCACUGCGUCAUCAAAUCUACCAAGAUUUAUCAAGUAUAAGAAAGGGAGAGUCAGUAAGUUGAAAUAGUACAACAUUGUUACGUCUGCGUACUUUAAGUACCUAUACAGGGUUGCUUGGUUUUACAAACAGAAUGUAAUUUGAUAGUAAAUUAAAACUUGUAUAACGUUUCUUAAAUUCUGUUCGCAAUUUUAGCAUCCCUUUAAAGGAUUGCAGUCAGCAACCCAAUUCAAUGUAAAUUAUAUAUCUAAAUAAUCAAUUUUACAUAUUCAUAUAGGAAUUUAAGUAUAAUGUUUAUUAAAGUUACCUGUUAUAG